This is a messenger RNA of Gossypium raimondii (Peruvian cotton), 4213 nucleotides long. Its product is annotated as coatomer subunit alpha-1. Gene Ontology annotation, cellular component: COPI vesicle coat. Gene Ontology annotation, molecular function: structural molecule activity; protein binding. Bases 208 to 3858 code for a protein of 1216 amino acids. The transcript has 4 exons. Lineage: Eukaryota; Viridiplantae; Streptophyta; Magnoliopsida; Malvales; Malvaceae. Gene Ontology annotation, biological process: endoplasmic reticulum to Golgi vesicle-mediated transport; intracellular protein transport; retrograde vesicle-mediated transport, Golgi to endoplasmic reticulum. The record is from RefSeq and is a predicted model, not a curated record.
CAACAAAGUACAAACAGUACCAAAGUUACCAAAUACUAACAAUAAAAAUCAAAGCUCAAAGAGAGAAUCGAACACUCUCUUUCUAUUUUUCGUGUACAAACUGGAAAAAUACCAAAGAGAGCUUCCAAUUUUGUUCUUAAUUUUAGCUGAUUUGGGUCAGAUCUGAGGGAAUUGACGGUUGAAGAGAAAGUAAAGAAGAAGAAGAAGAUGUUGACGAAGUUUGAGACGAAGAGCAAUCGAGUGAAAGGACUGAGUUUCCACACUAAGAGGCCUUGGAUCUUAGCCAGUCUACACAGUGGUGUGAUCCAAUUAUGGGACUAUCGAAUGGGGACUUUGAUUGAUCGAUUCGACGAACAUGACGGCCCUGUUCGCGGUGUCCAUUUCCACAUGUCUCAACCUUUGUUUGUCUCUGGAGGGGAUGACUACAAGAUAAAGGUCUGGAACUACAAGUUGCAUAGAUGUGUUUUUACCCUUCUUGGACAUCUUGACUAUAUUCGAACUGUGCAGUUUCAUCAUGAGAAUCCUUGGAUUGUGAGUGCCAGUGAUGAUCAGACUAUCCGCAUAUGGAACUGGCAGUCACGAACUUGUAUCUCUGUGUUAACUGGUCAUAAUCAUUAUGUUAUGUGUGCAUCAUUCCAUCCUAAAGAGGACCUUGUCGUGUCGGCCUCCCUUGAUCAGACUGUUCGAGUUUGGGAUAUUGGUUCCUUGAAUAAGAAAACUGCCUCUCCAGCAGAUGAUAUUUUACGUUUCAGUCAGAUGAACUCAGAACUUUUUGGUGGCGUUGAUGCAGUUGUUAAAUAUGUGUUGGAAGGUCAUGACAGAGGAGUAAAUUGGGCUGCAUUUCAUCCCACCUUACCUUUGAUAGUCUCUGGAGCAGAUGAUCGCCAAGUGAAAUUAUGGCGUAUGAAUGAGACAAAGGCUUGGGAAGUGGAUACCUUUAGAGGACACAUGAAUAACGUAUCAUGUGUUUUGUUCCAUUCCAAAUUAGACAUCAUUGUAUCUAAUUCCGAGGAUAAAAGUAUUCGUGUGUGGGAUGUAACAAAGAGAACUGGACUUCAAACUUUCCGUCGAGAACAUGACAGGUUCUGGAUUCUUGCUGUUCAUCCUGAAAUGAAUGUUUUGGCAGCUGGACAUGACAGUGGCAUGAUUGUAUUUAAGCUAGAGAGAGAGCGUCCUGCUUUUGCAGUGAGUGGGGAAUCUCUUUUUUAUGCCAAGGAUCGGUUUUUAAGGUGUUAUGACUUUUCAACUCAAAGAGAGGCACAAGUUAUUCCAAUUCGACGGCCUGGUUCCGCAAGUCUGAAUCAAAGUCCAAGAACUCUUUCCUACAGUCCUACUGAAAAUGCUGUUCUUAUCUGCUCAGAUGUGGAUGGAGGAUCUUAUGAAUUGUAUGUGAUACCAAAAGAUAGCUUUGGCAGGGGAGAGAUGCAGGAGGCAAAGAAAGGUCUUGGUAGCUCUGCUAUAUUUGUAGCUCGUAACCGGUUUGCUGUUCUUGACAAAGGCAACAAUCAAGUCUUGAUCAAGAAUUUAAAGAAUGAGGUGGUUAAAAAGAGUGGCCUUCCAGUGCCUACAGAUGCAAUAUUUUAUGCUGGAACAGGUAACUUGUUGUGUCGAUCAGAGGAUAGAGUAGUGAUAUUUGAUCUCCAGCAGAGGCUUGUUCUUGGUGAUCUUCAAACCCCUUUGGUGAAAUAUGUUGUUUGGUCUAAUGACAUGGAGAAUGUUGCUUUACUCAGCAAGCAUACAAUUGUCAUAACUAACAAGAAGCUUGUUCACCGGUGCACUCUUCAUGAGACAAUACGUGUAAAGAGUGGAGCCUGGGAUGACAAUGGUAUUUUUAUCUACUCCACCCUCAACCAUAUAAAAUACUGCCUCCCGAAUGGAGAUUGUGGAAUAAUUCGAACGCUUGAGGUUCCAAUAUACAUAACAAAGGUUUCUGGAAAUACUAUAUUUUGCUUGGAUCGUGAUGGGAAGAAUAAGGCUAUAGUCAUUGAUGCUACUGAAUACAUUUUCAAGCUCUCUCUGCUUCGGAAGAGAUAUGAUCAGGUUAUGAGUAUGAUAAGGAACUCUCAGCUAUGUGGUGAAGCCAUGAUUGCUUAUCUGCAACAGAAAGGGUUUCCUGAGGUGGCUCUCCAUUUUGUGAAAGAUGAGAAAACACGCUUUAAUUUGGCUCUCGAGAGUGGGAACAUUCAAAUUGCUGUUGCAUCAGCUAAGGAGAUCGAUGACAAAGAUCAUUGGUAUAGAUUGGGUGUGGAGGCCCUUCGCCAGGGCAAUGCAGGUAUAGUGGAAUAUGCCUACCAGAGGACAAAGAACUUUGAGAGGCUGUCUUUUCUUUAUCUCAUAAAUGGUAACCUAGAAAAGCUGUCCAAGAUGCUGAAAAUUGCGGAAGUUAAGAAUGAUGUUAUGGGUCAAUUUCACAAUGCUUUGUAUCUUGGCGAUAUAAAGGAACGUGUUAAGAUCUUGGAGAAUGCUGGUCACUUGCCUCUUGCUUAUGUUACAGCAUCAGUCCAUGGGCUACAGGAUGUGGCUGAUAGGUUAGCAGCUGAGUUGGGAGAUGAUGUCCUUCCUUUGCCAACAGGGAAGGAACCGUCCUUAUUGAUGCCUCCAACCCCCGUUGUGUCUGGUGGUGAUUGGCCUCUUUUGAGAGUUAUGAAAGGCAUAUUUGAAGGUGGAUUGGAUAGUAUUGGCAGGGGUGGUGUGGAUGAAGAGGAGGGUGCAGAAGGUGAUUGGGGUGAGGAUCUUGAUGUGGUCGAUGUUGAUGGCUUGCAAAAUGGGGAUGUUGCUGCAGUUCUGGAAGAUGGGGAAGUGGCUGAAGAAAAUGAAGAGGAGGGUGGAUGGGACCUUGAAGACUUGGAACUCCCUCCUGAGGUUGAGACACCAAGGGUUUCUAACAAUGCUCGUUCAUCUGUUUUUGUGGCACCAACUCCUGGUAUGCCUGUGAGUCAAAUUUGGACUCAAAGAUCAUCUCUUGCUGCUGAUCAUGCAGCAGCAGGCAAUUUUGAUACAGCAAUGCGUUUGCUGAGCAGGCAACUUGGAAUAAGAAAUUUUGCUCCUUUGAAAUCCAUGUUUCUUGAUCUUCAUGCUGGCAGCCAUAGCUAUCUUCGUGCACUUUCAUCUGCUCCUGUGGUGUCAUUGGCAAUUGAGAGGGGAUGGAGUGAGUCUGGUAGUCCUAAUGUGAGGUCUCCACCGGCCCUCGUGUUCAAUUUUUCUCAGUUGGAUGAAAAGCUGAAGGCUGGUUACAAGGCAACAACGGCUGGAAAAUUCACCGAGGCUCUUCGGCUCUUUCUCAGCAUUCUUCAUACGAUUCCAUUUAUUGUUGUGGAAUCAAGGAGGGAAGUUGAUGAAGUCAAGGAGUUAAUUAUUAUCGCUAAGGAGUACGUUCUUGGUAUGCAGAUGGAGCUUAAGCGAAGAGAAAUGAAAGACAAUCCAGUCCGCCAACAGGAGCUUGCUGCCUACUUCACCCACUGCAACCUUCAAUUGCCUCACCUAAGACUUGCUCUGUUAAAUGCAAUGACAGUCUGCUACAAGGCAAAGAACCUGGCUACAGCAGCUAACUUUGCCAGACGUCUACUAGAAACAAACCCCACAAAUGAGAAUCAAGCUAAGACCGCGAGGCAAGUGCUACAAGCUGCUGAGAGGAAUAUGACCGAUGCCUCUCAACUAAACUAUGAUUUCAGAAACCCAUUCGUGACAUGUGGGGCAACUUAUGUACCAAUUUACAGAGGACAGAAGGAUGUAUCAUGCCCAUAUUGCACCGCUCGCUUUGUACCUAGUCAGGGUGGACAAUUGUGUACGGUUUGUGAUCUUGCAGUGGUCGGGGCAGAUGCUUCAGGGUUGCUUUGUUCGCCUUCACAGGUACGAUAAAAAGCUUCCAAAUUUUAAUAUACUUUUGAACUGUAUUCUGCUGAUCCUUAUGUCUGCAAAAACGUUCACGUUGAUCGAUUCAUAUCUUCUAUUCCGUUUUUUCUUUUUUUUGUCUUUAUUCCCUUAAUAGAGUUCCUUAGGAUUUCAUAUGCAAGAACGUAACUGGAAUUAUAGAAUUUUCAGUCUAUUCUGGUAUAAUUGUUCAGCUGUUUCAUAUUUCAUAGACAAGAAUGGCAUAGUUGUGGAGGCCUUGCUAAUGGAUUAUAUGUGACAUGUAGAACUUGAACACAUAAGGUUUGAUGUUGCGAUUUAAGUGAUAUUCAUUCUUCUGAGUUUUGAUUGGUUGGCCCCUCAA